Molecule: messenger RNA, 2274 nt
Organism: Etheostoma spectabile (orangethroat darter)
Lineage: Eukaryota; Metazoa; Chordata; Actinopteri; Perciformes; Percidae
Gene: cnn1b
Product: calponin 1, basic, smooth muscle, b
Exons: 5
Coding region: 155-931 (258 amino acids)
Biological process (GO): actomyosin structure organization; actin filament organization
Cellular component (GO): actin cytoskeleton
Molecular function (GO): actin filament binding
Source: RefSeq, a predicted model, not a curated record
CUGAGAGCCUCGCGAGCAGGUCGGAGCACGAGGGCGGCGAGCACUUUGAGGUAGACGAGACACCCCGGGGAUCUUUUUGGGGAGUGUGCGCGUGGUUUCCCGCCUCGGACGGACAGCUGGGACCCGGGUCCUCCAUCUUUAAAGCGCAGACAGCAUGGCGACGCAUUUCCGGAGCGGACCAGCCUUCGGGCUCUCUGCCGAGGUCAAGAGUAAGCUUGCAGGGAAGUAUGACCCCCAGAAGGAGGAGGAGCUGAGGCUGUGGAUCCAGGAUGUGACGGGCAAACGGAUCGGGGACAACUUCAUGGAGAGUCUGAAGGACGGCGUCCUGCUGUGCGAACUCAUCAACGUGCUGCAGCCGGGCUCCGUGAGGAAGAUCAACCGCUCCAGCCAGAACUGGCACCAGCUGGAGAACAUCGGCAACUUCGUGCGGGCGAUCACGGAGUACGGCCUCAGGCUGCCCGACAUCUUCGAGGCCAACGACCUGUUCGAGAACGCCAACCACACGCAGGUCCAGUCCACCCUCAUGGCCCUGGCCGGGAUGAUGGGAACCAACAAGCUGGCCAGUCAAAAAGGCAUGACGUCUUACGGCACACGACGCCAUCUGUAUGAUUCCAAGAUGGCGAUGGACACUCCUCUGGACCAAUCAACUAUCAGCUUACAGAUGGGCACCAACAAGGGAGCCAGCCAGGCUGGCAUGACGGCCCCGGGGACCAGGAGGCACAUCUUUGACAGGAAGCUGGACCUGGAGAACUGCGACACCACCACCAUCUCUCUGCAGAUGGGAACCAACAAGCGGGCGUCCCAGCAGGGCAUGACCACCUACGGCCUGCCGCGCCAGGUCUACGACAACAAGUACUGCACCAACCCCACCGAGACCUUCAACAACGGCAGCGAGGCCGAGUUCGAUGGCUACAACCAGUACGACGACUAAGAGAACGCCUCAGACGGCCUCGCACCCCCCACCCCCCCCACCCCCGCCCCCCCUUUGCUUUCUGACUUCAGACAACCGACCGCGACUGUCUUAGUGACGAGCAACACCUCCCAGACUCUAACUCAUCGCCAGGCCCUAACGGAUUUUGUUUUUUAAAAUGUGAUCCAGAAGGAAAAUAGGAGGGAUUUAGCGUGUUUUUGGGGUUUGUGGUGGAGAUGUGUUAACGUUCUGAGUCUACUUUGAGUCUGUUUUUUUUGUAAAUCUGCAGAAAAUCUGCAGAGAAUUCUGAGUCUGUUUUCGCGGAUUGCGCGGCCCUGUGCAUCGCAGGUUGACGUCAUUGUCGUCUUCGUUGUCCCCGAUUUUUUUUAUUUUCCUAAACAUACUUUUACUCCAACCGUGCGUUCACACCGCCGCCGACUCGAGCUCCUAAAGUUACCGGAUUCAUCUUCAGUGGAAGCUUCUCUCAGCUGCAAGGAGGCUAAUCUGUCGGCGUCGCGUUUUGGGCGUCAAUCAGAAAGUUGAAAGUAGCUCAACUUUAUGCUAAUGAGCUAUGACGCGGUUCAGCGGCUAACGCCAAUCGGAAAAUAGACGUCCUUCACGCUGGCUGAUUCUGGAGAAACCUACAAUGUGAACUUUGGUUCCUACCAAAACAUUAAUUCUGAGAAAAUGGAGGAAAAGUUAAUAAUUGCUAGGUUACCUAUGAUAUAUGAUGUAACGUUGUUAGCAGAUAGGGACCGGUUAGCGUUAGCUUCCGGUCACAUGGUCUCCAGUUGGCGUUAGCUGCUGGUCACAUAGUUUUCCGUUAGCGUUAGCUGGCGGCCACAUGGUCUCCAGUUGGCGUUAGCUGGCGGCCACAUGGUCUCCAGUUGGCGUUAGCUGGCGGCCACAUGGUCUCCAGUUAGUGUUAGCUGGCGGCCACAUGGUCUCCAGUUGGCGUUAGCCGGCGGCCACAUCAGAAUCAGAAUCAGCUUUAUUCGCCAGGUAUGAGGACACAUACAAGGAAUUUGUCUUUGGAGCAUCGUUACUCACACUGUGCUUACACAUACAUAUCAACCAAAACAGAAAUAUAUACACAGUUAGCGUUAGCUGCCGGUCACAUGGUCUCCAGUUAGCGUUAGCUGCCGGCCACAUGGUCUCCAGUUAGCGUUAGCUGCCGGCCACAUGGUCUCUUAAGGUCCCUCACAGUGAAUCCUGCAAGAAUCAACAGAUGUUAGUCUGGCAGCUGCUCGCUCUGCUUGCACGCCGCUGCGGCUCAGCCGCUAAUGAGCGAGCUAACUGCUAACGAGUGAGCUAACCGCUAACAGACUCCGCUGCGACCAAUUAUCAAUACAAAUCCUGUCAUU